AUGGCAGGCCUGGGCGGGGGGGGGUCCCCGCCGCGGGCCCCCCCGGGCGCCCCCGCGCUGCAGCCGCGCUGGAAGCGGGUGGUGGGCUGGGCUGGGCCCGUGCCCCGGCCCCGGCACGGCCACCGCGCCGUGGCCAUCAAGGAGCUCAUCGUGGUCUUCGGGGGGGGCAACGAGGGCAUCGUGGACGAGCUGCACGUCUACAACACAGCCACCAACCAGUGGUUCAUCCCGGCCGUGCGGGGGGACAUCCCCCCGGGCUGCGCCGCCUACGGCUUCGUGUGUGACGGGACGCGGCUGCUGGUGUUCGGGGGCAUGGUGGAGUACGGCAAGUACAGCAACGACUACCUGAACGACCUGUACGUGCUGGAGCUGCGCCCGGGCUCGGGGGUGCUGGCCUGGGACAUCCCCAUCACUUACGGGGUGCUGCCCCCUCCCCGGGAGUCCCACACGGCCGUGGUGUACACGGAGCGCGACGGGCGGCGCUCGCGCCUCGUCAUCUACGGGGGCAUGAGCGGCUGCAGGCUGGGGGAUCUGUGGACCCUGGAUAUCGAGCGCCCGCCGGCGCCGGGCCGCGUGCAGCUGGUGCGCGCCAACACCACGUCGCUGGAGGUGAGCUGGGGUGUCCCGGCGGUGCUGAAGGUGACCGGUCCCCCUGCGGCCAGCGCGGGGCCACCGCUGGUCACCGUGCGCUCGGCCGGGCCCGGCAAGGCGCCGGUGACGGUGACGUCGCUGCCCGCCGGCGUCAGGAUGGUGGUGCCCACCCAGAGCCCCCAGGGCACGAUCUCCAACCUGGGCAAGGUGAUGUCGGUGGUGCAGACGAAACCUGUGCAGAGCUCGGCUGUCACCGGGCAGGCCUCGAGCGGCCCUGUCACCCAGAUCAUCCAGACCAAGGGCCCGCUGCCCGCGGGGACCAUCCUGAAGCUGGUGACGUCGGGGGAGGGGAAGCCCACCACCAUCCUGACCAGCACGCAGGCGGGGCAGGGGGCGGCCAAGCCCCCCACCAUCCUGGGCAUCAGCAGCGUGUCCCCCAGCACCACCAAGCCCGGGACCACCACCAUCAUCAAAACCAUCCCCAUGUCGGCCAUCAUCACCCAGUCGGGGGCUACCGGUGUCACCAGCAGCCCCGGGAUCAAGUCCCCCAUCACCAUCAUCACCACCAAGGUGAUGACCUCGGGCACUGGGACCCCCGCCAAGAUCAUCACGGCUGUGCCCAAGCUGGGCGGGGGGCACGGCCAGCAGGGCGUGACACAGGUGGUGCUGAAGGGGGCCCCGGGGCAGCCGGGGACCAUCCUGAGGACGGUGCCCAUGGGCGGGGUCCGGCUGGUCACCCCCGUCACCGUCUCGGCCGUCAAGCCCACGGUGACCACCCUGGUGGUCAAGGGCACCACGGGUGUGACCACGCUGGGGACGGUGACAGGGACAGUGUCCACCAGCCUGGCCGGAGGGGCAGGUGGCCACAGCGCCACGGCCUCGCUGGCCACACCCAUCACCACCCUGGGGACAAUCGCCACCCUGUCCAGCCAGGUCCUGAACCCCGCGGCCAUCACGGCCACUGCGGCCGGCGGCGGCCUGGGGACACCGACCAUCACCAUGCAGCCGGUGUCCCAGCCCACGCAGGUGACGCUGAUCACCACGCCCAGCGGCGUGGAGGCCCAGCCCGUCCACGACCUCCCCGUCUCCAUCCUGGCGUCCCCCACGGCCGAAGGUCCCCCCGCGGCCACCUCGGGGGGCGGCGGCCUGGCCGAGCCCCCCGCCGCCGAGGCCACGCCGGGCACCGUCACCCUGGUGUGCUCCAACCCCCCCUGCGAGACCCACGAGACCGGGACCACCAACACGGCCACCACCAGCCUGGUGGCCAACGUGGGGACGGGGGGGGCACAGCUGCAGCUGCUCUGCGAGGACGCGGGCGGGGGGACGGCGGUGCCGGCGCCGCCCCGGGCCUGCUCCAACCCCCCCUGCGAGACCCACGAGACGGGGACCACCAACACCCCCACGGCGGCGGGGACGACGGGGACGGCGCGCCUGGGGACGCCCGGGGCGCCGCCGUGCCCCACGCAGCAGACGGCGGCCACGGGCACGACGAUGACGGCGCGGUUGUGUCCCCCCGAGGGCGGCGGUGGCGGUGGUGGCGGCGCUGUCACCUCGUGCCAAACGCAGGAGGCGACCCCGUGCCAAACGUCCUGGGGGCAGCCUGAGGUGGGGACGGCCACCGGGGCGGUCACUGCGGCCACCACGGCGAGCUGUGAGACCCCCGCGGGGACACGGCUGUGUGCCAACCCACCCUGCGAGACCCACGAGACCGGGACAACCAACACGGUGACGGUGACAGGGUCACAGCUCUGCUCCAACCCUCCCUGCGAGACCCACGAGACGGGGACAACCAGCACGGCCACCACCACCACGGCCACCUCGCACCCCCCACCCGAGUCGGGGACAGCGGUGCCACCACCUCGAGGUGUCCCCCCCUGCGCCAACCCCCCCUGCGAGACCCACGAGACGGGGACGACCAACACGGUGACAAUGACAUCGUCACAGCUCUGCUCCAACCCCCCCUGCGAGACCCACGAGACCGGGACCACCAACACGGCCACCACGGCCACCGCGGGCUCCCGGCCGGGUGACACAACCACGGCCACCAGCGCUGCCACCAGCGCUGCCACCACCAGCACGGGGGGGUCACCGCCUUGUGCCAACCCUCCCUGCGAGACCCCCGAGACCGGGACCACCAGCACGGCCACCAGAGCGGGGUCCUCGCCCUGCCAGAGCCACCAGAGCGGGGCCACCAGCACGGCCACCACCGAGGGGGUGACAGCGUCCCCGCCCUGUGCCACCGCCACCAGCCCCCCCCGCGCCUGCUCCAACCCCCCCUGCGAGACCCACGAGACGGGGACGACGGCCACGGCCACCACGGUCACCGCCAGCAUGGGCGCCAGCCAAGAGCCCCCCCCGCCGGCUGCCAACGGGCAGGGAGAGGGGGAGACCCCCCCCAGCGAGGGUGGGGGUCCCCCUGUGCCCCCCGGGACCCCCAGCCCCGGCCCCAGCGGCAGCGGGACCCCCCAGCCCCGGGCGGUCACGACGGUCACUCAGUCCACGCCAGCGCCGGGGCCGGCCGUGCCGACCAUCUCGUCGCUGACCGAAUCCCCCCCGGCUCCCCCCGAGACCCCCCCAACCACCACGCCCACCCCCCCCGGAGACCCCCACCCACCCCAGGACCCCUCCUCGGCCACGUCCCCGUCCCCCCCCGGGCCCGAGGCCGCCGCCGGGCCCGAGGCCGGGGGGUCCCCGGAGCCGCUGGCCGUGGUGGUGCUGCCGCCGGCCGCGGCCGAGGGCGGCCCGGCCGAGGGGCUGGCGCUGCCCCCCGAGCUGCUGGCCGAGGCGGGGGGCGCGGGGGGACCCCCCGGGCUGACCCCCGAGGAGCUGGCGGUCACCGCGGCGGCCGAGGCGGCGGCGGCGGCGGCGGCCAGCGAGGAGGCGCAAGCCCAGGCCCUGGCCAUCCAGGCCGUGCUGCAGGCUGCCCAGCAGGCUGUCAUGGGCACAUCGGAGCCGCUGGAGCCGGGCGAGCCCGGGGGGGGCCCCUCGGAUCUGGGGGGGGCCCUGGGGGUGUCGGAGGGGGCGGGGGGCGCGGGGGGGACGCUGCCCCUGGUGCUGACCCAGCAGGAGCUGGCGGCGCUGGUGCAGCACCAGCAGCACCUGGCCGAGGUGGCCAACGGCAUCGAGAGCACCCCCGUGAAGCCGGAGCCGGGGGCGCCGCCCAAGGCGCUGCCCAAGAAGGAGAACCAGUGGUUCGACGUGGGCGUCAUCAAGGGCACCACCAUGAUGGUCACCCACUACUUCCUGCCGCCCGAGGACGCGCCCCCGCCCGACGAGGAGGGCUCGGGGGUCCCGGACCACUCCCAGCUGCGCCGCCAGGAGCUGCAGCCGGGCACGGCCUACAAGUUCCGCGUGGCCGGGCUGAACGCCUGCGGCCGCGGGCCCUUCUCGGAGCUGUCGGCCUUCAAAACCUGCCUGCCCGGCUUCCCCGGGGCGCCCUGCGCCAUCAAGAUCAGCAAGAGCCCCGACGGAGCGCACCUGACGUGGGAGCCGCCGUCGGUGACGUCGGGGCGCAUCGCCGAGUACUCGGUGUACCUGGCCAUCCAGGGGGGGCCCGGGGGGGGUCCCGAGGCGCGCGGGGGGGGGGCCCAGCUGGCCUUCAUGAGGGUCUACUGCGGGCCCAGCCCCUCGUGCCUCGUGCCGGCCUCCAGCCUGGCCAGCGCCCACAUCGACCACACCACCAAGCCGGCCAUCAUCUUCCGCAUCGCCGCCCGCAACGACAAGGGCUACGGCCCCGCCACCCAGGUGCGGUGGCUGCAAGAGUCGAGCAAGGACGGAGCCGCCGGGAAGCCGGGCAGCAAACGGCCCCUGGCGUCCCCCGACCUGUGA
Lonchura striata (white-rumped munia) is the source of this 4419-nucleotide messenger RNA. Lineage: Eukaryota; Metazoa; Chordata; Aves; Passeriformes; Estrildidae. The record is from RefSeq and is a predicted model, not a curated record.